CACCUGUUUUGUUUUGAUUAUUUUGAGUUGAGUUGUAAUGGAUGUUAAUAACAAGGUUUGAAAGUGCAGCGUGGAUUCGUGGUGAAGCUGGGAAGCAGCCAGUCCUCCUGGUGUAUCGGGCCGCUCCGGUUCGGCUCGGUUUAUGCGGUGAAUGCUCGCCUGGCCGCCGGGGUGUUGCUCCCAGCGGCAGCAGCGGAGCAGUUGGAGCCGCUGAACAAAGAGCUUUUCUUCCCCGGACCAUUGUUACCGCGCAGGGCGCCUGGAAAGCUUUGGGACAAACUGCUAGCUUCAGUUCUACAGAGUCGGUCCAGUUUAGUUUAGUGUGAAGGAGCAACGCUGCGUGGAGCCUCUCACUCAAUGACGGCUAGAGAUGGGCCCCAGGCCCCCCAGCAACCCUGAACGGAUAAGCAGGUUCGGGGCGGCCUGUGCUCCAGUCAUGACCUCUGGCAACGGGAGCAGUAAAAACAGCCAACAUGAUGGAGAGAGCAAAGCAGCCCAGCAGGCCGUAGACAAGUCCCACAUCCUGACACACCUGAUUGAAGGCUUUGUUAUCCAGGAAGGUGCAGAGCCUUUCCCUGUGGAGCGUCCGUCGUUCUCCAUAGAGAGCCUCAGGAGACGUGCAGCAGAAUCAAAGAUGGAAGGCAUGUCUGCAAAAGAGUUAAAGGCCCAGCAGGAGCCCAUGUUGACCUGCGAGCUGUGCGGGAAGGUGGACUUUGCCUACAUCUUCAAAAGAUCCAAGAGGUUCUGUUCCACAGUGUGCGCCAAGCGCUACAACGUGGGAUGCACAAAGAGAAUGGGUCUCUUUCCAAACCGCAAAACCAGUCUGGAGAACCUGAAGAAGCGAGCAUUGAAUGGGAACCACAGAACCAGUUUAGAGUCUAAAAAGAAGAGUGCUCCCCCUGCUGGUCACUCUAUCCACCCUGCUCAGGAGGAGUCCAGUCAAUGUCCAGAGCUGUCUGGAUAUAAAGGAACGCCGCUGCCUGCUGAGCCACGGGCAGCGGUGCUGCAGGCCUCUGAUCUCCCCCUGCUACCCCACGGCUUUGUGCCCAGCGAUCCGGGUCGGUGGAACAUCCAGGAGGUCUACGACUUCAUCUCCUCACUGCCAGGAUGUUUGGAGAUCGCAGAGGAGUUCCGCUCUCAGGAGAUCGACGGUCAGGCUCUGCUGCUGCUGAAGGAGGACCACCUCAUGGGAACCAUGAACAUCAAACUGGGCCCCGCGCUGAAGAUCUUCGCUCAGAUCAGCAUGCUCAAAGACUCGUAGCUCAUCUCCCAGUUAGACCUCAGUUACACACAGCCUGGUUGUUACUGGACUCUUCAGGCUCACUCAGGAUCUUUGGAUAUUCUCCACAAACUUAGAGACUCACUCAGUAUUUCCUCAUUUCACUUCAGGAUCAAAAGCUGUGGGACAGCCAGAGGGACUUGGCCUUGUUUAGGCUGAUCCCUGUAGCUCUGCUAGCGUGUUUCUGUUCUGUAGAUUGGCUUCCUGCUUCAGGUCAGCAGCAGGACUGUAGUUUCCACUAGACAUACAGAGCGAUGGACUGAAUUACCGUAGCAUUGCUUCAUUCUUUGGAGCAGUGUUCUGUCAGACGAGCAUAACUAUAGUCAACAUGCAUGCGUCAGAUUUGUAUUUAUCCUUUUAGUUUUGUAUGAAAAAUAUAGAUUAAACUACCUCGACGGGGGUGUAUCCCUUUAGUCGUGUCUAAAAAAAACUAAUUUAAGGUCACAUCCCCGUACUCUAA
Molecule: messenger RNA, 1739 nt
Organism: Cyprinodon variegatus (sheepshead minnow)
Lineage: Eukaryota; Metazoa; Chordata; Actinopteri; Cyprinodontiformes; Cyprinodontidae
Gene: phc2a
Product: polyhomeotic-like protein 2
Exons: 8
Coding region: 371-1261 (296 amino acids)
Cellular component (GO): PRC1 complex; nucleus
Molecular function (GO): protein binding; zinc ion binding
Source: RefSeq, a predicted model, not a curated record